UCUCGGUCUUCUGCAGCAGCUUGAUCCGUCAGGCAGGCGGAGCUCUUGGUCCAUCUGCUCCCAGCGGCAGUGCAUCCUCCCCCCCUCCCUCUUGGGUCACAGACCGCUAUUCUCAGAUCCGAACAAGUGCGGCCUUAUAAAAACGGUUGCGAAGGAGCGGAAAGCACGCGCGUUUCCAGGUGAAGAGAGCUUGAUGACUCCGCGCGCACCUGGAUGUAGAUCUGCGUCACCAACACCGACGUGACCGCUGAAGGGAUCGCUCCAUCAGCCACACUCAGACAACAACAUGUACGCUGCCGGCUUGCUCAUCGCUUGUUCCUGUCUGAUCUCAGAGAGCUACCAACGAGCACCAUUCCCUGAGCAAGAAAAAGAUCCCACAUUUUGGAACACGUGGGCCCAGAAGACCCUGAAGAAUGCUUUGACUCUGCAAACUCUCAACACAAACAAAGCUAAGAAUGUCAUCCUGUUCCUUGGUGAUGGGAUGGGCGUCCCGACAGUGACGGCCACUCGGAUACUGAAGGGUCAGCUGAGUGGACAUUACGGAGAAGAGACGCAGCUGGAGAUGGACAAGUUCCCUUUUGUCUCUUUGGCCAAGACAUACAACACAGAUGCACAGGUGCCAGACAGCGCCGGGACGGCCACGGCGUACCUCUGUGGGGUUAAGGCCAACGAGGGCACGCUGGGUGUGAGUGCAGCCGCUGUUCGCUCCCAGUGCAACACCACUAAGGGCAACGAGGUCACCUCCAUCCUCAAAUGGGCCAAGGACGCAGGAAAGUCGGUGGGAAUCGUGACGACAACACGGGUCAACCACGCCACUCCGAGCGCCGCUUACGCACACUGCGUGGACCGGGAUUGGUACUCCGAUAAUGAGAUGCCAGCUGAAGCCUUGAUGCACGGCUGCAAGGAUAUUGCCAGACAGCUUUUUGAAAACAUUCCCAACAUUGAUGUUAUUAUGGGCGGAGGAAGGAAAUUCAUGUAUCCCCAAAACACGUCAGAUGUGGAAUACCCUACCCAACCAAAGAUGAGCGGCACACGGAAAGACGGAAGAAACCUGGUGCAGGAAUGGAUUGACAAAAUGAAGGAUAAGAAAGGCAAUUAUGUAUGGAACAAACAGCAGCUUUUAUCUCUGAACCCAAACAAUGUGGAUUACCUACUGGGUCUUUUUGAACCUUCGGAACUGGCUUAUGAGCUGGAGAGGAACAAUGACAGCGACCCUUCACUGACAGAAAUGGUGGACGUUGCCAUCAAAGUCCUAAAGAAGAACCAAAAUGGAUUUUAUCUGCUAGUGGAGGGGGGACGGAUCGAUCAUGGACAUCAUGAGGGCAAGGCCAAGUUGGCUUUGUAUGACGCUGUGGAAAUGGAUCGGGCCAUUGGCCGAGCAGAUCUCCUGACCAGCAUUCAUGAGACUCUGACCGUAGUCACUGCUGACCAUUCUCACGUAUUCACCUUUGGAGGCUACACACUCAGAGGAAACUCCAUAUUUGGUCUGGCCCCCAAAGUGAGCGAUGCCGAUCAAAAGCCAUUCACUGCCAUUUCAUACGGAAAUGGACCCGGCUACAAAAUCGUCAAUGGCGGGAGGGAGAAUAUUUCUACAGUUAACUACGAGAGUUCGCACUACCAGGCCCAGGCAGCGGUGCCUCUGCUCAGUGAGACUCACGGAGGAGAUGACGUGGCUGUGUUUGCCAAAGGUCCCAUGGCUCACCUGCUACAUGGGAUCCACGAACAGAACUACAUCCCCCACGUAAUGGCCUACGCGGCCUGCAUCGGCCAGAACCAGAACCACUGCAUGUCAUCUGGUGGAACAGUCGGGUUACAGCCGGCCUUCUCAAGCAUGGCAUCCGUUCUCGCUGUCACUCGAUUUCUGUGGUGAUUUUCUUAAAGACACUUUUUAAUGUUGACAUGUCUUAACAAGAUAUUUUCUUUUUCUAAUGAGUCUCUAAAAUGCUUUUGUUCUGGAACCACUGAAAAACAUGAUUCACAAAUUGGAUCAGAAGCAACUGGAGUUUUCCCGUUUACCCCAAACAUUCCAAAGGAAGCCCGGUUGCCUCUGGUUCUGUUUGGGCGAAUCACUUCCCUGGAUGACUGAGAUCCUACACCAUUUAGAAAACUAUUGUAAAAAAUAAAAAUGAGAUACACAUUUAAACUUCAGAAACAAAUAUGCAGAUCCCACAUCACAGAACAUUCACUGGAGUAGUGAGACUUCCGUUGUUCAGGAGAUUUAAUAGUUUGUUAGCGGUGGGGUUUUGCUGUAAAAUAAAUACACUCCUGAUGCACUGAUAGAAGGAUAAUUUUGCAAAUAUUAUGAUCUAAUCUUCUUUAGCGUUUUGAACUUUUAAUGAUUUUGGUGUGAAAAAGAGGAAAAACUACAAAUGUUGGGAUCAAUUACAUAUUUUCAUUUUUAAUUAACAAGAAUCUACCUCACUGGCAUAAAAACAUCACCCCAGGUAAUUCUUAAAAAACAUGUUUUGUUUAAUUCUAAUUAAAUCCUUUUGAUUUCUUGUCCCACUGAAUAUUUUCCAAUCUCACAAAAAGGCAAAGAGACAAAUCCAGUUUAUGCUGCUCUGUCUGGUAGUUAAUAAAUCUUUUUUCUUAAAAAGA
This is a messenger RNA of Nothobranchius furzeri (turquoise killifish), 2598 nucleotides long. It is a transcript of the gene alpl, whose product is annotated as alkaline phosphatase, biomineralization associated. The record is from RefSeq and is a predicted model, not a curated record. Gene Ontology annotation, molecular function: alkaline phosphatase activity. Gene Ontology annotation, cellular component: plasma membrane. NCBI's taxonomy places the organism in Eukaryota, Metazoa, Chordata, Actinopteri, Cyprinodontiformes, Nothobranchiidae. Gene Ontology annotation, biological process: dephosphorylation.